Mytilus californianus (California mussel) is the source of this 6150-nucleotide messenger RNA. RefSeq names its product NAD(+) hydrolase sarm1-like. Gene Ontology annotation, biological process: signal transduction; negative regulation of MyD88-independent toll-like receptor signaling pathway; response to axon injury. Gene Ontology annotation, molecular function: signaling adaptor activity; NAD+ nucleosidase activity; protein binding. The transcript is spliced from 10 exons. Bases 127 to 2484 code for a protein of 785 amino acids. Gene Ontology annotation, cellular component: dendrite. NCBI's taxonomy places the organism in Eukaryota, Metazoa, Mollusca, Bivalvia, Mytilida, Mytilidae. The record is from RefSeq and is a predicted model, not a curated record.
UUGUAUUACAUACUAGAUACCCGUAUGUUGAAAUGACUUGUCGACAAUCGGUAAUGUUUAUAAAGGAAACGAAAAUGGAAAUUAUUUUUAACCAAUAGGACUAUUUUUAAAGAUUAAAUCUUCAUUAUGGAGAAGGUCGAAGGCAAAGGGACUGUAAGAAUGGUUCAAUCAGAGGCUAAGUUCUCUGGGCUUCCAACUGAUCCAUAUAAAGCUCUAGAAAUAUCACAAUCGGCCAGAACACUUCUCCAUGAUAUAGAGGAUGAUGAGGAAAUGACGGAGAAAGAUCAUGAGUCACCACAUCAUAAUGUAUCCGAAUGUUCUAAAGUUUACUUGGAUCUGGCGCAAGCAGAACAUUCAGAUCAACGUCUUGUCAACAACAUGGAUCAGGAUCAUCUUUUUAAGAACGGAAAUGAAAAAUGUAUAUUUUUAUCAGGAAAUGAAGAUUUAAACAAUUACACAUUGAAAAACUCAGAAUCUGAAGAUCCGCAUACAACAGAAAAUACUGAUUGGUCCUCCAGUCUACAACAUCUUACUAGUCAACUUAAGGUCAAAAUUGAGGUCAUCAAACAAUGUACUGGUGAUUCUCAUAUUCAAGCAUUACAUGACAUAAGUUUAUUAGUGGAACAAGCUUGGGUCAUGCCAACCAAGGAUGUAGCACAUAGUUUAUGUGACACUCUUCGUGAGGAACAAGCUCUAGACAUUCUGAUAGGAAACUGUGCCUCUCAAAACAAAGAACUGAUGAUAGCUUCAGGAAGAUUACUUGAAAACAUUUUAAUAACAAGAAAUAGACAGAGAGUAGUACACUAUGGACUAGAAAUACUGGUUAAAAUGGCUGUUGAUACAAAGGGGGAGUUUGAUAUGGCUCGGUUUUGUACUGGAAUAUUGGAGAGUCUCUUCAAAAUUUCAGAAGAAAUUUGUAGAAAGUUGACUGUCCUGGGGGGACUAGAUGUUUUACUUUAUUGGUGUAGAAGUAAUGAUCGUCUGACAUUACGUCAUUGUGCAAUUGGUUUGUCAAAUAUGGCUUUGUAUUGUGGCCCUGAAAACCAAGAAGAGAUGGCAAAACACAAAGUCCCAGAAUGGCUCUUUCCUCUAGCAUUUAAUGAUGAUGAUAGUGUAAGAUACUAUGCCUGCUUAGCAAUUUCUGUACUGGUUGCAAAUAAAGAAAUUGAAUCUGCUGUUUUACAAUCUGGUACCCUAGAUCUUGUUCUUCCAUUUAUUGCUAGUCACUCUCCAAGUGAAUUUGGGAGGAUGGACCUGUCUCAUCGUCACGGUAGAUCCAAGGAAUGGUCGAAACGUCUGGUUCCCUUAUUAUCCAGUAAAAGGGAGGAAUCUGAAGCAUUAGCAGCAUUUCAUUUUGCAAUGGAGGCAGGAAUCAAAUCUCUUCAGAAAAAUACAAAAAUAUUUUAUGAAAUAGGAGCUAUAAGUCCAUUAAAAAGGUUAGCUAGUAGUCAAAAUGCUACAACAUCAAAAUUAGCUUGUGAAGCUCUAAGAAUUAUUGGAGAGAAUCUUCCGCACAAACUGACAGCACAAGUUCCGGUGUGGACAGUUGAAGAUGUGAAAUUCUGGGUAUCACAGAAUGGAUUUGAGGAAUUUGCUGUUAAUUUUGAGAGAUGUAAAGGAGAUGGUGACCUGCUGUUAACAUUAACAGAAGGGGACUUGUCAGGCAGUCUGCAUAUGAAAUGUAGAAUAGCACACAAAAGAUUCAUGAGAGAAUUAAAAAGACUCAAAAUAACAGCAGACUAUGCGUCUUCAGAUCCGACCAAACUGGAUGAUUUUUUGAUGGAGUUAGGGUCAGAGUUCAGUCAAUACACAUACUCCAUGUUACAGGCCGGUGUAGAUAUGCAUUAUCUACCGUACCUCACCGAAGAGCAGCUCACCAAUGAUUGUGGUAUAUCUAGUGGUAUACAUAGGAGUAAAAUAUUACAGAAAAUUAAGAGUUUUAGAGAACACAAGACGGAAGGUGACGCUGGAGAUAUUAUUGAUGGACGUAAGGUGACAGAUGUUUUUAUAAGUUAUAGAAGGGUAAAUGGAUCAAUGUUGGCAAGUUUAUUGAAAGUAUUUCUGCAGUUGAGGGGAUUUACAGUAUUUUUAGACAUAGAGAAAUUAAAUGCUGGUAAAUUUGGUGAGGGGUUAUUGAGCAGUGUGAGGUCCUCACGUAACUUUAUACUGGUACUGACACCAAAUGCCCUUGAUAGAUGUGUAGGAGAUAAAGAAAAAAAUGACUGGGUUCACAGGGAAAUAGUAGCAGCAUUAGAAAGUCAGUGUAAUAUUAUACCCAUUAUGGACAACUUCAAGUGGCCAUUAGGUGACCAGCUACCUGAAGAUAUGAAACAGAUCACAUUCUUUAAUGGUAUAAAAUGGAUACAUGAAUAUCAGGAUGCCUGUGUGGACAAGUUAGAACGAUUCAUGAGAGAAGAGAAGCUGAAUAAUAGUAUGCAGGGCAGGGAACCAGAUUUCCUAUUGCAGAAAAUUACUGAAGCCUGAGAAUAAGUUAUUUCUUCCAUUAAUAUCAGAUUUAGUUUUUGUCAGGAAUUUAUAAUAAAGAGGGUCGCCUGUCUCGUCCGAAUUUGAAGAAUAGUCCUGAGAAAAGUAGGAUAAUGGCCUUAUAUAGGUAAUUAUCAAACAGGGUAUAUAAAAACGCAAAUAUUGUGUACAAUAGAUAUUUAUUUGUAAACAUGUUUUUAAUCUGAGAAGAAAAGUGAAGUGGUGAUACUUAAACAGUGCAUGAUUAUUCCCACAUUCCAUUAUUCUAUAGAGUUAUUUCUCCAUGUCUGGUUUUAACAAAGGGCGUUUAUAGUAACAAAUAUUAUGUAUAUUUUUCUAAUGCAUUGAAAUGGUGUUGAAAUAUUUUCUCAUUUAAAAAUAAAGGACACAACUCUGAUAAUGAAUACUGUUAAUUCAGAAAUUACUGUGUCCAUUUAUUAUUGUGAAUCCUUGACCACUUUCAAAAUCUAAUUAAUGAGAAUACACAAGUUUUAUGAAGGAAAAUCACUCAUGAAAUUAUGAAUGCAAGAUUUUAUUAUUGCAACCUGAAACUGUACCAUUUUUGCAUUAGUUUCUGAAUUUGCAGGGAAUGAUUUUUGAAACUGAAGGUUAUGUGGACUACACCAUCCUCUUUCAAAAAGUAAUAUAGACAGGGUGAAGUUCAAAUGUUCAAAAAAAACAGAAAUUUGUAUUACUAAAAUUAAUCACAAAUACAUUUAUGUUUUUCAUUAUAUUCAUUAUUAUUGGUUGGAUGCCCAUUUUCAUAAAUUUCUUUGGCACAGUGAAAUUACCAAUUUAAUUCUCAAUAAUAUCAAAUGUUUUAAUGACUUUUGAAUGUUACAAAUGAUGAAACCCUGAAAUAAGCUAACAUUGAAAUAGCGAAUUUUUCUAAAACCCUGAAAAUUGAUGUAAAUAGAUUAAUCCAUAGUUAUUCAUGUUCCACAGACAAAUAGACUAACUAUGAUAUUGUCCAACAUGAAAUGAGGAAAUAUAGAAGAUGAAGUGGCAUGUGGGGAAAAAUGCUUGAAACAGAUAGUUUCCAUUGAUUUUCUUAGUGUUGGAUCUUAAGGUCAGCAAAAGUAUGCCCCCCCUUUUUUUUAGAGUUGAUCUAUGCGGAAUUUUGCCCUCUAGCAUAUCAACAAAAAGAAAUAACUCUUAAUUCAAUUUACAACAAUGGAAAACUAUCUAUAGGAAAAGAUAAACAGAAAAUAGUGCAAUAGUAGAAUAGAGUUACAAAUUGCUUAGUUAAAAGGAGGCUUUUGUCUAUCCCAGCAUUAGUUGCAUGUUAAAAUGUUUUUGUUGGUCACCCUAGCUAAAUUAUACAUAAUGUUAUAGCAGUUUGUGAUAUGUUUUAUUGUACAGUGUGUGAUAUAUUUGUUAGAAUGAUAUUUUUAACCCAAUAUCCCUUUUGGCUGUUAUUUUGGAAUUGAUUUUGUAAGUUUUCAGCCCUUUUGGCUGUAUUCUUAGAUUUGUAAUCAAAUUUUGCAAUGUUAUUGAACAAUUGUUAGAUAUUAUUUCUAAAUAUAUGAUAGAAUGUAAAAUAUAUACAUGUAGUUAUUGGUGUUUAUGUAUCGAUAUACAACUACAGUGUAACCUGUAUAAUAUGGACUCUGUUUAAAGCCGAUCUAAAAUCUGACUAAAGUGAACUUUUGUAUUAAGACAAUCAUUUCUUAACAUCUGCGAUUAAAUCCAAUUUUAAAAUAACAGUAUGGAUCUGUGGUAUCUGUAGAUGCCACUAGCGACUGUGAUUACAAUGACACAACACAAUAGCAAACAUUUUGUGCAUGUUUUAAGAGUUUUUAUUUCUGUCAAUUAACUUAUUAACAGCUUCAUUAAUGCAUUUAACUAAUGAAUAAAUAGUUUGAAGAGAUAAUAAGAAAUAACUAAUUAUACAAAAUUAAGUCAACCAAGGAGAAUGAAUGUCUGAAAAAGGGAAAUAACUCAUCGAAUGAAAAUCUACUACACUGAACUGUGAAUUAUGGUCACUAUUACAAAAUUGCAAAAUAAGAAAAAAUAUACUAGCAUUGAUUUAUGUUGGAAAUGUAAAUUUCAGAUGAUUAAAUGGCAAGAUAUAGACUUUAUGUGGUUUAUACUAGAUAUUUUAUGAAUUAACUGUCCAUCUGUAAUUUUUUCAAUGAAUUAUCUGAUUUGAGUAUAAAUAUUUUUGAAAGGAAAAACCAAGUUAAAAUCAUUGUUAAAAUAGUUUAACAAAUCAUGCCUACCUAUGUACAUAAACAUGUGUAAACUGAAACACUUUUUUAAAACGCCAUAAUCAACACCCUUUACUAUUUUGCAAUUCUUUCCGUAAAUGUUUAAUGUACUUAAAAAAAUCAUUGUCAGAUCUGGUACAAUAUACCAUGCUCUUACACUUGCUUUGGCUAAACAGGGAUACAGUUUGUCUUAUCAAGGUGUAAUCUCCUUUUGCAUUUUUUUUAAAAAUUGGAAACAAAGUCGGAAGUUUGAAACUAUUCAAACAAAAUCUUCGGUUCAGUUUAGACAGACAUUUUUGUAUUAUUGAUGGCAUUAAAUUGAUUUAUAUGAAACAUAAAAAACAAAUUAAGUUUAGAAUGGAUAAAUGCUAGCCUGGCAUCCUGUCCAGAUCUCUGCUUUGUGUCACUAGAACUAGAGACAUAAUAUGUUUUACAUGUAUCUGGUAGAACCAGAUGUGAGAAAAGCCAUGUCGUCCUAUUGUAAAAAUCAAUAAAGAUGUUUGAUACAUGUAGAUGCACUUAAAAAAAAUAUUAUACUUCAAGUUAAAAUGCCAAAUUUUCAUUGGCUAAUACGAGGGAGAUAAUUUACUCCAUCCCAUGGUUCAGCGGGAGAGAAUAUUUUAAAUGUCACCCUCUCGUGCAGACCAAUUAAAAAUCGAUAAAUUAAAGGACAAUGAAUUGAAUUAACAUCAAUAAAUUAAAGACAAUGUUAAAGUUCUACGUUUUUGCCUCAGAACUUUUUCAUAGACUGUCAAAAUAAAAAAAAAUAUCUUACAUCACUUUUGUUGUUUUUCUAAUAACUGUAACGUUAUGUAUGUGACAUUAAUUUAAAACUUAACAGUAAAAGACAUCAAUGAGAGAGCAUUUACUAUAAUAGAUUAAAUAACACAUAGCUGAGAGGGUGACAGAGCAAUUUGGUUCCACUGGAAAAAAUAUUGUCAACCUUGGCUUCGCCCUGAUUGAUAAUGUUUUCUUGGGGUAACAAUCUGCUCUACCACCCUCUCAGAUAUGUCUUAUUUAUAUAAUGGUAUUAAACUAAAACUUUAAAAAUGAUUUUUUUUCUUUUGUGUCAGGCUACGUACUCCGAACAUACGUCAGGAGUUGAAGCCGACUAAUGAACCUAAACAUGUGGCUCUUUUCUUACUUGCUCUAUUGGCCAGCAGUAAACCAGGAUUCCAGGCUAGAUUAUGUUAAUUAUAGAAGUCAGGUGUACACAGGUUUAUUUUGUUGUAAAGGUGGCACCCCUCAUUUAGUUAAAAAAAAAUGAUGCCACUAUUGUAUUAUUUGGUUCAUAUAUAGGUAAAUUGUUCUUGUAAAGGUUGCAGCCCUUGCUUUAUUAUGAUAAACUAAUGCCACUUCUGUAUUGUUUGUAGUAUGUAUUUAAUAUUAUAUACUGGUAAUAUUUUCUUUUUGUUUUGUUGACUAUUGGAUUUCUAUAAUAAAUGUACUAACUUCA